AAAAAACCCCCAAGAAGAAAUCGACACAGAGAAUAGGAAUGGUAGAAUUCCACGAGCAUAUAAUCAGCGACCUCCUGGAGGAUCCUAUCGGCGGCGUUGUAGUGGUUUCCGCCGGCCUCGGUCUCCCUAAGUUGAUAUCUUCCCUCCUUAGCCUCCACGACCCUUCCCAGGGUUCCGUCCUCAUCCUCAACGCCUCUCCUUCCCAGAAGAAUUCCAUCGACACCGAUUCUCAAUUAUCUUCCAUAACCUCCGACCUCCCCUCCCAUCACCGCCUCUCCUUCUACACCUCCGGUGGAAUCUUCUUCAUCACCCCUCGGAUUCUCAUCGUUGAUUUGCUCACUCAACGCCUCCCCACCACCUCUAUCGCCGGAAUUAUCCUCCUCAAUGCUCAUUCUCUCUCCGACACUUCAACUGAGGCUUUCAUUGUCCGGAUUAUGCGCUCAUCCAAUCGUUCUCUCUAUGUUCGAGCCUUCUCCGACCGCCCCCACGCCAUGGUCUCCGGCUUUGCUAAACCUGAGCGCCUCCUUAAGUGCCUAUUUCUCCGUAAACUCCACCUCUGGCCUAGAUUUCAGGUGUAUGUUUCCCAGAAUUUGGAAAGGGACCCUCCAGAAGUAGUAGACAUCCGGGUUCCAAUGUCACCAUACAUGAUUGGGAUUCAGAAAGCAGUGAUCGAAGUAAUGGACGCAUGUUUAAAGGAGAUGAGGAAGACUAACAAGGUUGACGUGGAGGAUUUGACAGUGGAGAACGGUUUGUUCAAGUCUUUUGAUGAGAUUGUAAGGAGACAAUUGGAUCCUAUAUGGCAUACAUUAGGGAAGAAGACAAAGCAGCUUGUUUCAGAUUUAAAGACGUUGCGCAAGUUGUUGGAUUACCUCUCCAGGUAUGAUGCUGUGACUUACCUGAAGUAUCUGGACUCACUUAGAGCCUCUGAAAGUUUUCGAUCUGUUUGGAUCUUUGCUGAGUCCAGUUACAAGAUUUUUGAGUAUGCAAAGAAGCGGGUUUAUCAUUUUGGUCAGUCAGAAAGUGGAAAAUCAAUUGGAGUGAGUCGGACCACAUCCACCAGGAAGAGAAAACUAGAUGAAAAGAACAAGGACGGAGAUGAUUCUUCAGCAAGUGCAAGUAGUGGGUUAAUUUUGAAGGAAAUCUUGGAGGAACCACCAAAGUGGAAGGUUUUGCGUGAUAUUCUCGUAGAGAUACAAAAAGAGGGACAAAAGCAAUCAAUGGCAGGGCAAGAAGAAAUACAUGGGGAUCUAAAUGGAAUUGUUCUUGUGGCAUGCAAGGAUGAACAUUCCUGUAUGCAGCUUCAAGAUUGCAUAACGAAAGGCCAGCAUAAGGUGAUGCAAGAGGAAUGGGAAAAAUAUUUGCUAAGCAAAGUGGAGCUCCAGGCUCUACCAAAAUAUGAUAAGAAGAAACCGAAAGCACCUAAAGGUUUUGGGGUUCUUGAUGGAGUUAUUCCGUCGGUUUCCGGACAAAAAGCCGAAGUUAGUAGCAUAAGCAAGCCCGAAAAUGAUGCGCUGAUGGCUGCAGCAUAUGAAAUAAGUAAACAAGCAAAAAAGGAUACUGAUGUGAAAGAUGGUGGGGCCAAUGAAGAACAUGCUAAAGGAAAGAAAAAUGGAAGAAAAAACAAAAAACAAAUGAUUGGUAAAACUGACCGUGAAUGUGAAACUAGUAUUCAAUCCGAGACUCCUCACUCAAACCAAAAAGAAACAGUAAAUGACCAGAAUCUGUCGGCAGCUGGUCAUCUUCUUGGUGAUGCUACUGAAGGUAACUAUAGAUGUGUUCUUCAAAAGCAUGAUGAUCAAGGACCAGAAAAUAACAGUGCCUUCUCAUCAGUUCAUUUCCAUGCCCUGGAGAGUAAUCAGAGUUUACUUGAUAUUUUACAGCCCUCUGUCAUAAUUGUUUACCACCCUGACAUCGCUUUUGUCAGAGAAAUAGAAAUUUACAAAUCUGAAAAUCCAUCGAAGCGAUUAAAAGUGUACUUUCUAUUCUAUGAAGAUUCCACUGAGGUUCAGAAAUUCGAUGCAAGUGUACGUAGAGAAAAUGGAGCAUUUGAGUCCCUGAUCAGGCAGAAAUCUCUUAUGAUGAUACCAGUCUGUCAGGAUGAGCAGUUUCUUGGCGUAAAUUCUUCACAAGAGCCGCAAUCAAUUGCCGCCCAAAAUGUGAUUACCCGAAAAGCUGGUGGGAGGAAGGAAGCUGAAAAGGAAAUGCAGAUCAUAGUUGACAUGAGGGAAUUUAUGAGCAGCCUUCCAAAUGUGCUCCACCAGAAGGGCAUGCGUAUUAUACCAGUGACAUUGGAAGUAGGAGAUUACAUAGUAUCCCCAUUGAUAUGUGUCGAGCGUAAGAGUAUACAAGAUCUCUUUGGCAGUUUUUCAUCUGGUCGUUUGUAUCACCAGGUGGAAAUGAUGUCACGUUGCUAUCGGAUACCUGUUCUGCUGAUCGAGUUUUCACAAGAUAAAAGCUUUUCAUUCCAGUCUGCAAGUGAGAUUGGUGAUGAUGUUACACCAAAUAGCAUAAUGUCAAAGUUAUCACUGCUUGUUCUUCAUUUUCCCCGUCUCCGUAUCGUCUGGUCUCGCAGUUUGCACGCUACUGCUGAAAUAUUUGCCAUGCUUAAAGUAAACCAGGAUGAGCCAGAUGUGGGCAAGGCAAUUAGGAUUGGUGUCCCAUCGGAGGAUGGCAUUAUCGAAAAUGAUAUUAGAGCGGAAAACUUAAAUACAUCAGCUGUCGAGUUCCUUAGACGGCUACCUGGAAUUACAGAUUCAAACUACAGGUCAGUAAUGGAUGGGUGUAAAAAUUUGGCAGAAUUUGUGCAACUUCCAAUGGAGAAGCUAGCAGUAUUGAUGGGUGGUCAUAAAGCUGCAAAAACAUUGAGAGAUUUUCUUGAUGCCAAGUAUCCUACCUUGCUUUAGAAAACUGUCUGUCAACAAGUUUAUAUUAAUCAUCUUCUGUUUGUUUUAGUAAGUAGCUUCAUUUUUAUUUAUUAGAGUUUCAGAGGCUUUCUCAAUAUAAAUGAAUGAAUGGCCCACACACACACCACUAUCAUUUCUGCUUCAAUUGUCUUGUAUUCAUAUUUGGGAAGAUCAGAGAAAGUAUUCGUUUCAAUAUAGUUCUAGUACUCUUCA
This is a messenger RNA of Erythranthe guttata (spotted monkey flower), 3116 nucleotides long. Lineage: Eukaryota; Viridiplantae; Streptophyta; Magnoliopsida; Lamiales; Phrymaceae. The record is from RefSeq and is a predicted model, not a curated record.